AUGUUUACGCAUUCUACGACCUCGCCCACGAAUCCAGGGCCCAGCAACGCUGCUGUUUCGUCCGUAUCUGCAUCGCCGGUAUCGACAACCCCCACCAGGACAAGUCGCCUCCGCGGCCUUAGCCUACUCCGAGACUACGCCCAAUCACACCUUCUCUCUCGUGACGGGCACGGCUCCCAUCACGCCCACGCCCACACCAACGGGCAUACCCAUUCCUCUGCUUCGACUUCCGCCCACUCUACCUCGCAGCCAACAGUCCUAUCGGGUACCAGUUUGAGCACAUCCGCAGCAGCUUCUACUAGCAACAAUAGCCAUACACACCCCUCAUCGACCCGAGUUCGGCUCUCACAGUUUGUUCCUGCUCUGGCGCACCCGCUUGGGCAGUCGCCUUCGUCCGAUCCAACGAGACACAAUAGCUGCACCUCUCCGGAAAAUAUCAGGGCAACCGACUCUUCCGCUCUCCCGGUUCCUUCAAUACCUCCCAGCCUAACGCCUGGAGGCUCUUCUGAUACAUCCUUUCCCCCAACAAGCUACGACAGUCGACCACAGGCCGAAACAAUGUCAGGGACGACGUCAGGUACCACAUCUUCAUCAAAUUCAACACCGGGGCCCAGCAACUUUGACCAUUUACCCUCCAUUCGAUUUAGUGCUUUCAUUGAUCCUCGCUCGCCCCGGCCCUCUCUGAAGUUCAACCCCAUCUCGAGAACCCUCCCAACCGGCAAAGAGGUCAUCCGUGUGGGCAGGUAUUCUGAAAAGGAGAAUUAUCCCCCUGUUGCCCCAAAUCAACCCUCAGCAGCGCCCGUCGGUUUUAAAAGCAAGGUAGUUAGCCGGCGACACUGCGAGUUUUGGUUCGAGAAUGGCAAGUGGUAUAUCAAGGACGUCAAGAGCAGCUCAGGGACAUUCCUCAACCACAUACGUCUAAGCCCCCCAGGCACCGAAUCGAAGCCUUUCCCGGUAAACGAUGGCGAUAUCGUCCAGCUAGGCAUUGAUUUUAAAGGAGGGGAGGAGGCCAUAUUCCGCUGUGUCAAGAUGAGGCUGGAGUUGAACCGUGGUUGGCAGAACAAGCUCAACACCUUCAAUAUGGAAACCCAUAAGAGGCUGCGUAAUUUGACUGGGAGUGGGUAUUCCCAGGACUGCGCAAUUUGCCUUAACAGCAUCGCGUGUAUCAAGACACUCUUGAGCGGUCCACAGUAUCCGAUCUUUAUUUGCCCCAACUGUCGUGCUGCAGCCGAUCUCGAGGCAGAGGUUGAAGACCCUGAAGAUUGGGAAAAAGUAGAGGCUGAAGAGUUUGGCAAAAACGCCUUGCCUUCCAAUGGAAACUCCGAGAACAACACCCCUGCUGCAUCGAACCAACAGCCACAACAGAGGCAGCAGCCCGUUAGCCCGGAAGUCAACAUGACUGACGCGCUACCGGUUCAGCAAAAUGUUCAGACGAACGGCCAUGCUUCAGAGAAUUCGUCGACAUCCAUGCCUAUACCUAUCAACAGUUGCAGCGGCACGCGACGAACCCCAUCUCCUGGUGGUGGUGAUGGUGGAGGCCGCCUGGGUACGGCGAAUGGCAACCAUGAGGGUCCCAUCACCCCGCGUAACGAUGCUGGGCCGUGGGUAUUUGAUGGGCAUGGCGAACGGAACAGACCAAACAGCAUCGCUGCGGCUGUGCUGGCAGCUGCCGCCCGGAAUCCUAGGCUUUUCUCACGAGAGAACCAGCAGUCAUGA
Thermochaetoides thermophila DSM 1495 is the source of this 1716-nucleotide messenger RNA. RefSeq lists its product as uncharacterized. Gene Ontology annotation, biological process: protein ubiquitination; mitotic spindle assembly checkpoint signaling; ubiquitin-dependent protein catabolic process. The record is from RefSeq and is a predicted model, not a curated record. The coding region runs from base 1 to 1716 and encodes 571 amino acids. Gene Ontology annotation, cellular component: cytosol; cell division site; ubiquitin ligase complex. The transcript is spliced from 3 exons. Gene Ontology annotation, molecular function: protein binding; ubiquitin protein ligase activity. Lineage: Eukaryota; Fungi; Ascomycota; Sordariomycetes; Sordariales; Chaetomiaceae.